Molecule: messenger RNA, 862 nt
Organism: Pelobates cultripes (western spadefoot toad)
Lineage: Eukaryota; Metazoa; Chordata; Amphibia; Anura; Pelobatidae
Source: the annotation of a GenBank genome assembly
AUGGCAGAACCCACGGUAAUCCCCAGCGACGAGAAGACAAGGAUUGUCAGGGAAAGACUUCCCUUAUACGGGCCGAACACCUCCGCAGAACUAGUGCAACAAUUGAUGGCAGAGGCAGAGGCGGAUAUACAACGAGCUAGAGCCCAUGAGCUUAAUAUAGCGACCGCUCAGCAGGGGAUCGCGGCUAAUGCCCACAACGGCUUCACGGAACUGGCAGAACAACCAAAGAUUCCGUUCGCGGCAUUCAAACCGUUCGUGGAGAACAAAAUGGGGAUCGACAAAUUUUUAGCCGAUUUUCAGAGACAAUGCGCACUACAUCAAAUCCCCACAACAGCGUGGCCGCGUAUCCUGGCUUGGAAAUUAGCCCGGUGGGCAAUAGAAGCCUUCAGGACGCUCAGCGCCGAAGAAGUGGCCCAAUACCCGCUAGUAAAGGACACUCUGCUGAAACGGUACGCCGUAACUCCCGACACCUACCAAAGGCAGUUCCGCAACUCGAAAAAGAAAGCAAAUGAUACCCAUGCCGAAUGGGCCCACCGAAUGUGGAGGGCUGCUACCCAUUGGAUUAACCCCUUAAGGACCAAACUUCUGGAAUAAAAUGGAAUCAUGACAUGUCACACAUGUCAUGUGUCUUUAAGGGGUUAACGGGUGUCGGGCAGUCACGGCAGCAGAAAUUUUGGAGUUAUUUUUGUUGGAACAUUUUUAUGAGGGACUAGAACAAAAAGACAGAGAGUGGUUGAAAGACCGACGCCCUAACAACCUUCACAAAGCGGCAAGAAUGGCUGAUGAACACCGGGAUGCUCAGAUUCAGGAGUUCAGCAACUCCCGAACGAUAACCCGUACCGAACCAAGAGACACGUACUGA